Messenger RNA from Suillus discolor, 1061 nucleotides. Its product is annotated as Mis12-domain-containing protein. Gene Ontology annotation, biological process: mitotic cell cycle; protein localization to kinetochore; mitotic sister chromatid segregation. Lineage: Eukaryota; Fungi; Basidiomycota; Agaricomycetes; Boletales; Suillaceae. Bases 16 to 864 code for a protein of 282 amino acids. Gene Ontology annotation, cellular component: nucleus; chromosome, centromeric region. The record is from RefSeq and is a predicted model, not a curated record. The transcript is spliced from 2 exons.
CUUCUUGACGCGACCAUGAUGAACGCACAACAGCCUACCGUACCUUCAGCCUUACUUCCCGAGAUUCUCGAGUUUUCACCCCAACUCCUCCUCGACGACAUUAUCAACUACGCAAAUGAAGCAAUAACAAACACCGUUGAUGCCUUAGAGGGUUUCCUGUUUCGCUGGGCGUCUGAGCGAGAACAAAGAGUGAAAGAGGAUUGGGAUAGCACACAAGAAGUGGAACAGGGCCUUGUCGCUUUCCAAACACUUCUGGAAUCACAUACGGACAUUGCCUUUGACUUUUUCGAAACAUGGUCACUUCGUAACAUAUUCGCCAUUCCUGCCGAUCUUCCCGUCGUCGUCCCUCACCAAGAGAACCUCGAUCUCGAUUGCCCUCCAGAACGUGAAACAGAGCUCAUGACAGAGAUAGAUGAGUUGCGGAGAAAACUAGAUGCUCAACGUCGCUUGAAGCGUUUGUUGACUCGCGCAGUCCGCUUGUCUUCAGCAAAAUGCCGUCGCUCUGAAUCUCGCCUGGAAAAGCUCUCUUUUCUUCAAGCACCCCAAGUUUCUGAACUGAUGAGCCUUCCAGAGCAGUAUCGCUCGAUGUUCUCUGCGGUAUCGUCCCUUCCGCCUCUUACACCUGAAGCCGUCGCUGCCUUUUCGCAAUCGCUGCUGGCAGACCCUGGAAAACGGCCAUGGGAAGUCAGUAAGAUGGGUUAUCUUGACUGGGCCAGCAAGCAGGUACUUGCUAGAGCACAGCAAUCUGAUGGUAGUGCUGGUAGCUCGACAGUAGGAUCGCUGGUGGAAUCCACUGCUGCGGUAUCGAAGACUGAAGAUCUCAGGCGAUUUAUGGAAGUAAGCUCUGCCUUAGAGAAUGCUUGAUCCCUGCGGCGUGCGGACCGUGAUAUCAUUGCAGGUCGAAUUUGUAGUGGAAGGAUGUUGAUGAGUACUGUAUUGUAAAGAGCUAAUAUGUACAACACAUCACGGCCUUCUUUGGGAAGCGGUUUCGAUGUGACAACAAUCACGUACUAUAUAGGUAGGCUAUUUAGUCAAAUGGUACGGACCGAGUGUUUGCUCCA